AUGGGCUUCGAACUAAUAGCCGCCGCAGAUCGACUUGCUGCCGACUCGGCUUGCUAUCAAUGCUCAGAUUCUGUAACGAGCAAUAACACGCAGUUCCCGACGGGCGCAGCGAUAAUCAAGAGGCAAGCAACUGCAUCGCAACCGGCAUGCCUGAAAGCUACAAAUUCAGUGCAGAUCACCUCAGCUUGCAAUUGCAUGAUACCUAGCUCGACAAUCACGAUACGUCAGACGAUAUCGUCCGUCAUUACGAGUGUGAGGUCAAUCACAAACACGCAGAACAUUGUGGCAACUACUACGACAACGCCUACCAAGGUCAUCACCACCACACGACUCACAGUACUCUCACGAACGAGAUGGAACACUGUGCUCACGACUCAGACGACCACCGAGACCAAAGUAUCAGUCACGAGCUGGCAGCUGCAGGCCACUCCCUCAGCGUUCUACAUCGUUGAUCAAGACAUGCAAGUGACUGACGCUGACCUCCAACCAGGGCCCGCCGAUGCGGAUGAGAUUCACUACCACGUUCAGUACGACUGGGAUCAAUCAGACGACGAAUACGCCCCUACCAUUUUUUCCUUGGAUGGCACGCAACUUCAAGUCGCCGAUCUUUCCAAUGUCGAGGGUGCAGCAGAAGGCUACCCCGUUGUCGGCCAAUCAUACGAUGGACCUGGAAUGCAGAUGAUGGCUUUGUCUAACGCAAAUGGCUACGCUGUGCCUAGAUGUCGCAUCGAGGCUACGCAAGAUGGAAGGUGUCCACUUCGCUGCUCGGUGGACGGCAAUGAGGUCAACUCCAGAAAUGAAGAUGGAUUAUGGUCUCUGCUGCCUGCUGGCAGUGUCGCAGAGUUUACGAACUAUGUCCUGGCUGCUGAUGUGGCAGUCGAUGAAGACGGCGACGAUGAGACUCCAGUCGACCCUCCAACGCCAGUCGACCCAGGAACUCCAAGCACCGAGACCAAUUGUGCUUCACCAACCGAAAAUGGCAGCCCCUCACUCAAUUGCCCUAGAUGGAUUUAUACGGAUGCAUAUCUGGUGAACGGCAGCCAACCUCUCUGGCAGGGCACCGCAGCGAAUUUUACAGACUGUCGUAAUAAGUGCGACCGCAAUGGCUAUUGUAGGAUUGGAGACUACGAAUGUGCAAGAGGCAUUUGUAGGCUGUUUGAUAUGAUGACGGAUCACGGCGUUAUAAAUGUCGAGGGUGGACAUAAGCUUAUGAGAGCGUCAGGUUGCUCAGCUGUCGCAUUACCGAUCUAG
Cercospora beticola is the source of this 1251-nucleotide messenger RNA. The record is from RefSeq and is a predicted model, not a curated record. Lineage: Eukaryota; Fungi; Ascomycota; Dothideomycetes; Mycosphaerellales; Mycosphaerellaceae.